GGAGAAGCAGAUUCGCCGCUUCAUUAGUGAUACCAGCAAAAAGAACAAUAUGGUACUUCCUCCGAUGAACAAGGCGUCGAGGAGGAAAGUUCACGAACUUGCUAACUCGUUCAACCUCAAGAGCCAGAGGCAAGGGAAAGGAGAGAUAUACUACUCUCAUCAAGUCCACAAACAUGCGUGCUAUUGAUGAACGCAAAGUCAAGAGUGUCAUGAAGAAACACGGAGGCCGGUUUGACACGGUGCCUCGACACAAAGAUGGAGAUGAAGUUGGCAAGGCUGCUCCAAAGAUCGGAGAAACGAAUGUCGGGUUCAGGAUGCUUGCGUCUAUGGGAUGGGCAGAAGGAGACAGGAUCGGUGGCGAUGCGUCCACUGGGAUUGAUGCGCCUUUGAUGGCUAUCAUCAAGAACACGAAGCUGGGUCUAGGCGCUACUCGAUAGUCACCGUCUUCAGAGCAAAAUGUAAUAUUUUUCCCUGACUACA
Suillus subalutaceus is the source of this 480-nucleotide messenger RNA. RefSeq lists its product as uncharacterized. NCBI's taxonomy places the organism in Eukaryota, Fungi, Basidiomycota, Agaricomycetes, Boletales, Suillaceae. The record is from RefSeq and is a predicted model, not a curated record. Gene Ontology annotation, molecular function: nucleic acid binding. The transcript is spliced from 2 exons. The coding region runs from base 174 to 437 and encodes 87 amino acids.